Messenger RNA from Triplophysa rosa, 2899 nucleotides. RefSeq lists its product as uncharacterized. The transcript is spliced from 8 exons. The record is from RefSeq and is a predicted model, not a curated record. Lineage: Eukaryota; Metazoa; Chordata; Actinopteri; Cypriniformes; Nemacheilidae. The coding region runs from base 1 to 624 and encodes 207 amino acids.
AUGACCCGCAACAAGUACUACAUAAUUCAGGUUGGGAACUCAUGUGAUACCCCCCGAGAGAUUUUAAAACAUCUCCAUAAACGUAUACCUGGAUUGAAGGAGGUGUAUACUGUGGAGGAGUGUGAUGUGAUCCUGGUUUUCUGCCCCAUUGUGUCACGGGCAGGAACUGACAUGGAAGCUGCGCUGAAUGAACUUAAUAGGUGUUCAGCAUCCAAACCAGUUGUGUUCAUGGUUCUCCAUCACACUUUUGAACGAGAGAAAAUUGUACCAGACAGCAGCAGAUUUGUAAACAGGGAAAAUACGCUUACAGUGAACUUUCUCUUCAAUGAAGAUGUUGGGUUACUGAAAUGUGCCAUGAAUGAUAAAGCACUGAUCAAAAUCAUUGAGCAUUUCAAACCUCAGAUGCUGAGGCAGAUGGGGGGGAAUUGGUUAUGGUACAUUAUCAUCAGCACUUCAAGCAUGCUGUUUUUCUUAUGUACAGCAACAAUUCAUGUGAUUACUAAAUCAGUACAGAUUCUGUGGCAGCAAGUGAAAAAUCAGUUAUGGUUCAUCAUCAGCACUGCAGCCAACAUCGUGGGACUAAGAACAGUGCAGAACCAAAAUAAAAAUGAGCCAGCAACCUGACACAAGUGGAUGCCAGAGAGCAGCUGGCCAGUCAAGCACGGACAAUGAAGAUUCUGGGCUAGCAGAACCCAUUAGUCAACCUUCUAAAAUUGGCGGAAAUAAAUAUCACAUCCUCAUAUGUGGAAAGACAUUAAAUUGUCAGGAAGAGAUUAUCAAUCACCUUCAAACACUAGGUCUAAAGGAAGUGUCCGUGCAGGAAUGUGAUGUUAUAGUGGUUUAAUGCCUUGUCGUUUCAAGGGCAGGAACUGACAUUGAAGCUGCACUAAAAAAACUUAAUGGACUCUCAGAGUCUAAAGCAGCCAUUAUCAUGGUCCUCCAUCACACAUUUGACCCAGAGAAAAUUGUACCAGACAGCAGCAAGUGUAUAAACAGGCCAAAUACACUUACAGUGGACUGUCUCUUCUUUGAGGAUACAGGAUUACUGCAAUGCAUGAAGAAUAAAGAUGCUCUGGACAGCAUUCAGCAAUGGCUGCAACCACAAGUAUUUACUCUUUACACUUUACUGGUAUAUUACCAGUUCCUCACAAUUCAGAAUACCUGCACAUAUGGUCGCCAAAAUACAAUACAAUUACAAUACUUUAUGGUCUUUAUAUUUAAAGCUGAUUAAAGGGAUACUUACCCACAAAAAUAUAUAUAUUUAAAUAAUUUACUAUGUCUUUCCAAACCUGAAUGACUGUAUUUUGAACACACGCACACAGAAAUUAAAAUUUUGGUAAAUGCAUUGGUAACCAUACAAUAUUAGAGCCUAUUUACAUACAUUUCAUGGACACAAACCACUAAGAUGUUUAGUAAGAGCACAAAUAGUACAAAUAACUGUACACAGAUUCCAAGACAUCAACAGUACAUUCUGACCAGAAUGAGAAAUAUUUGGCCGGUUUCCCAGACAGGGUUUAUGUUAAGUGUCUUGAUCGAAAUUUCUUUCAACUUACACUGAUAUAUCUUAAAAUAUAGUGCAAUUGUUUUGUCUCAAGAUGCACACAGUAAUGCUUUUUGUAAAGUAUGUUUUUAAAAAACGACUUAAAUAUCCAAAUUUAUCCAUCUAGUCCUGGUUUAAGAUAAUCCCUGUCCGAGAUACCACCCAUUGUGUACAGUAUUAUGCCUAGUAUGUAUUUAACCUCUAUAUUUUUAUAACUUUGCAGUUUCUUGCUGAUUGACAGUUUUGACCACAUGCAUGGUAUGAUCUUCUGAUGUUCUGCAUCAGAACUUAUGAUUGUCCUGCUGGGCAUGUCUGGGUCUGGGAAGUCUGCUGUAGGAAAGAUGAUACUUGGGAGAAAAGAGACGUGCGAGGCUAGUGUCUCUACAGUCACUCAGAAGAUAACAGUAGAGAUUGGAACAGUGGAUUAGGGGCAGGUGUAUGUGAUAGACACUCCUGACUGGUUUAACUCUGAUCUCCCACUGGAGAAAAUUAAAAAAAACAUACAGGACUGCAUCCGUAUGUGUUCCUGUAAACCUUAUGCUGUCCUUCUAGUCAUACCAGUAAAGCAGUUUACUGAAGAGCAGAAAGAGAUUGAGAGUAUGAAGAAGUUUUUUGAGGAGAGAUGCUGGGAGAGGGUUAUGAUCCUUUUCACUGUUACUGAUGAACAGGAAAAGCAAUCUAUUAUCCAGAAACAAAAACUGCUGUAUAACUGUGGAAAUAGAUUUUAUUCACUCAACAUUGCUCAGACAGGGAACAGUGCUCAGGUUUCAGAGUUGCUGAAGAAGAUAGAGGAGAUGAUUGCCAAAGACAGCAGUGCGCUCACAGAAUUAGAAAUAAAGACAGCCAUUGCUAAAUAUAAACAAGGGCGCAUAGAAAGAAAUUGAAAUUACAGUAAAAUACAACCGCCCGAACUUCAGCACACAAUCUGGAUCGCAAAGGAAUCAAAAGUGUUUCAGUUUAAAGACCUGACGAAUGAUGACUUUGCAGAGAUUAAUGUUUUGUAACAAUGUUUUGACGUAAACUACCUCUUUAAUAAAGAUCUACAGUUAUAGAUCUACAUUACAGAGUUUGCUUGCAUAUACAUGUACUGCAUAUAAACAUUGUCAUUAUCAUAUCUUCAUGUUAUCAGUAUUAAAUGUCAUUAUGAGAGACUUUUGGGUUGGAGGAUAGGUUGUAUUAUAAUACGAUGUGAAUUAAAUUGAUGGAGUUUAAUGUUCCAGAUGGAUUAUAGUGGUCAAAACAAGUUUCGACAAAACAACAAUGUUUUGCUUAUGGAAAUGAACUUUGGAGUAAACACUGGCUUACCUUGUGGCAAAGCUUCUCCUCUGCAAUAAAGGUUCUAAUUAUUAAAAUAAGCAU